This is a messenger RNA of Dibothriocephalus latus, 954 nucleotides long. NCBI's taxonomy places the organism in Eukaryota, Metazoa, Platyhelminthes, Cestoda, Diphyllobothriidea, Diphyllobothriidae. The record is from the annotation of a GenBank genome assembly.
UUGGGGAGCAGUCAGCGUCGUCGAAAGGAUGUGUGUCCAGCGUGUAAGGAGAGUUUGCGGAAAUUUGGACUCAAGUACUUGGAUCUGUAUCUCAUUCACUUGCCCAUCUCGUUUAAGUCAAAACUACACGAGGUGGAAAAGCCUCUCCUUUGGGCCAUUGCAGAAGGUUAUCGUCACAUUGAUUGCGCACGAGCCUACCAAAAUGAAGUUGAAGUUGGAAGGGCCCUCAAGCAUUCAUUUGAUGUGGGAACUGUUAAACGGGACGACAUGUUUAUCACAUCAAAGGCAUUCUGCAAUCGUAGGCUAAACUUUUAUAUAGUUUUGAAGGAAGGCAAAGAGUUCUCAAGAAUUGACUUGAGUGUAUUUGAUUUGGAGAACAUACCAUUGGAGGAAACGUGGAAGCUAUGGGCAGAGCCGGACCAUAAUGACCUCCUCAUAGAGUCUCGGGGCAUGGAGGAAGUAGUUGAGGCAGGCCAUGUCAGGUCGAUCGGCGUUUCCAACUUUAACAAGGCUCAAAUUGAUCGCAUUCUGGCCAGCUGCAAAAUACCUCCAGCGGUGAACCAAAUUGAAGUCUCUGUGAACUGGCUAAAUCAAAAAUUGAUCGACUACUGUCACUCCAAGGGCAUUCAGAUCACGGCCUAUUCACCAUUCGGUUCCCCAGGCGUAAUGAAAAAGAUUCCAUCUCCGUUGGAGGAGGAUUAUGUGAAGAAAAUUGCUCUUGCCCACGGUAAGAUGCCGGGUCAGAUUCUCCUUCGACAUGCAGUACAGCGAGGUCUUUCAGUGAUCGCCAACAGCAGCAACGCACAGAGUAUUAAGGCCAACUUCAAUAUAUUCGAUUUUGAACUGACGAAGGAGGAAAUGGAAAUACUUAAUACAAGUGGUCGCAAAAUUCGCGUUUUUACUGUACCGAUGGCGAUGAAUCAUCCAGAGUAUCCAUUCAACGCAGAAUUCUAA